GCAGAAAGAUAAAAGAUAGAAAUCACAAAAUAUGGCAGUAAAAAGAGCUCUACGAACAGUAAAUGAAAAGUGACAACAAUUUACAGUGGCUGGCAAAGCACUAGCUUACUUUAGGAGUUGCCGAAGACAGAUAAGUGCAAAAGGGUUAAAGUGUAGUUUAAAGGGUGCUAGGGUUCAACUGAAAAAAAAAUACUGCAAGAGGCAGAAAAACAGAGACGGCACACAAGGGUACAAUAGAAAAAGAACCUCCUUCAAGGCAAAGAGGAAGAUUCCACGAAAAGGGAGGAGGAAAACCUGGAAUAAAUACACGUUCUACAGAACCAGCAGUAGGGCUGCCAGAGGAUAGUAGGAUAUUCCAGAAGACGUUUGUGUGGUCAUGGAAGAGAAACCACUGAGCUAUGAAGAAUCCAUAAGGAGGGCUGGUGAUGCUCUUAAACGCUUUCCUCUGAUAGACGUUCAGGGUGUACCUCUCAUGAGCACGAUUGCCGCAAACUGGAAAUCAAUUUCUGAAUUCUCUCCCGACCCAUCGGACCUGCUUAUUGCUACCUACCCUAAAGCAGGUACAACCUGGACUCAGGAGAUAGUGGAUCUUCUCCUGCACAAUGGAGAUGCUGAGAUGUGCAAGAGAGCACCCACAACUGUCCGUAUCCCAUUCUUAGAAAUCGUCUCUCCUCCACCUAUACCAUCAGGGCUUGACUUACUUAAGCAAAUGAAGCCUCCAAGAGUCAUCAAGACUCACCUGCCCAUUCAACUAGUGCCAAAAGGUUUCUGGGAAAAUAAAUGCAAGGUUAUCUAUGUGGCCCGAAACGCGAAGGACAAUGCUGUAAGCUACUUUCACUUUGAUCGUAUGAACUUAACCCAGCCAGAGCCAGGACCUUGGGAUGGAUAUGUAGACAAGUUCAUGAAGGGGCAAUUGGGCUGGGGCUCUUGGUAUGAUCAUGUAAAAGGUUACUGGAAGGAACGAAAAGAAAGGAACAUCCUCUACAUCUUCUAUGAGGACAUGAAAGAGAAUCCUCAUAAGGAAAUCGAGAGAAUCAUGCGCUAUAUGGACCUCUCAGUUCCUGAUGAUGUCAUCGAGAGGAUUGUACAGCUGACAUCUUUCAAUGUCAUGAAGGACAAUCCAAUGGCCAACUACUCAUAUAUGCCAAAGCCUGUGUUUGAUCAAUCCAUAUCUGUCUUCAUGAGAAAAGGGGAAGUCGGUGACUGGGUCAACCAUUUCACUCCAGCUCAAUCCCAGGUGUUUGAUGAAGACUAUGCAAAACAAAUGAAAGAUGUGAAUAUUCCGUUCCGCUUCAGCAUUUGACUGGUUUAUUUUAUGCAUGUAUAAUCUGUAUGUAAGAUAAUCGUUGUAGCUAGUCACAUGUCAGUGUGUCAAAGUUUACAAUAUGCAAUGACAGAAUAUGAAACAAUCUACCAAGUUAGGCCUAUGUUUGAGAGAAAGUAAUCAACCAAAACACAUCUCAAAUCACAAGUCGUGUUGUUUUUGGAGGCCUGUUUUAAUUUUAGUUUUAGUCUAGUCUUAGUGUCAAGCUGUCAUUUUAGUUUUUAUUAGUUUUAGUCAUGUUCAUACUCUUUUUAAGCCCAUUGCACAUUGAGUCAGAAAUUUGCGUCCGAAAUUUCCGCACGUUAAAAAAUAAAUACGACCUCACGUUGUGUACAUCACAUUUACACACUGCCUCCGAUAUUUUCGUCCGUCAUAAAAAAUUUUGAACCGGGUUCGAUUUUCUGCGUUUUUCGCAUCCGUCAAGCAUUUUGAGUGGCCUUUUUUAACAAUUCAGAGACACCCUACAAACGAGAGCCAAAUACGAAAAAACGCAUAUGAAUAUUUCGGACUGUAUGUGCAAAGACCUUAAGUCUAGUCAAGUUUCAGUCGACUAAAAGUCUGAGCAUUUUAGUCUUAUUUUAGUCAGAAUUAUCCAUGACAUAAUUCACUCAGACACUCAGUCUCGUUUUUAUUCGUCAACAAUAUUGCAUUAUACUUUUAAUUAGUCAUCGUCACAUGACCAGCAUUUACGUUGCGUCUCGUCUCGUUUUCGUCACGUGAUAAAGGUUCGUUGACGACGAUAUUUAGUCGACGAAAGCAACACUAAUCACAAGUUCUCUUAAAUUUCUGUAAGUGGCUUAUAAUUGAUUUAUGCUUUUUUAUAACAGGAAAUUGUUUUUGUUUAAUGCAUUUAAAAUAAAUGUCUGAU
Molecule: messenger RNA, 2192 nt
Organism: Triplophysa rosa
Lineage: Eukaryota; Metazoa; Chordata; Actinopteri; Cypriniformes; Nemacheilidae
Gene: sult1st6
Product: sulfotransferase family 1, cytosolic sulfotransferase 6
Exons: 7
Coding region: 377-1303 (308 amino acids)
Biological process (GO): sulfation
Cellular component (GO): cytoplasm
Molecular function (GO): sulfotransferase activity
Source: RefSeq, a predicted model, not a curated record